Molecule: messenger RNA, 1776 nt
Organism: Cajanus cajan (pigeon pea)
Lineage: Eukaryota; Viridiplantae; Streptophyta; Magnoliopsida; Fabales; Fabaceae
Source: RefSeq, a predicted model, not a curated record
GUAAUUGAAACAAUGAAAUGAUGGCAUCAAACUCAAAGGAACGAACUUUGGUAUGGUUUCACUCUUGAGAUUUCACAAACUCAUUCUUUUUUCUUCUUCUCAAAAUCUUGUGAGAAGGGAAAUUGAUGGGAGAUGUUGGGCAUUUGAAUCUGGUGAAAUUGAAUUGAAGGGUUGUUCAGGCGUGAUUUUUGAGGUUACUUCCGAAAUCGAUCUUGAAUUGAAUUGGGGGAUUUAAAAGAAGUGUUCUUUAGUUUGUUAUGCUUUUCAUUUGUUGUUGGUUGCUUGAUAGAUAUAGCGUUGUGAGGGGUUUUGGAAGUUGCAAAAGUGCAGCAUGAUGGACCGUCUUCCUGUUGAAGUGAUUGGGAACAUUCUUUCUCGUUUGAGGGCUGCAAGAGAUGUGGUGAUAGCCUCUGCAACGUGCAGGAAAUGGCGACAAGCGUGCUGCAAGCACAUUCAGACACUCUCCUUCAGCUCCAAAGAUUGGCCAAUGUACCGAGAUUUGACAACUACCCGGCUCGAGAUUUUGAUCACACAAACCAUUUUUCAGACCUCAGGGUUGCAGGCCCUCUCCAUUUUGAUGGAAGAUGUGGAUGAAUUCUCGGCCUCCACCGUUACCGCUUGGCUCCUGUACACCAGGGAGACUCUGAGGCAAUUGCAUUAUAAUGUCAAGACUAUGCCUAAUGUUAACAUUCUUGAAAUAUGUGGCAGGCACAAGCUGGAGAUACUAGAUCUGGCUCAUAAUUCCAUUGUGGGGGUUGAGCCUAAUUAUCAGCGAUUCCCUUGUUUGAAAUCUCUUUCCCUGAGUUAUGUUAGUAUAUCCGCGUUGGAUCUGAAUCUUUUGGUGUCUGCGUGUCCGAAGAUUGAAGCCUUGGAGCUUGUCAAUCCUGAGAUUGCAAUGUCUGAUGCUCAGGUGACUGUUGAGUUGAGUAGUUCAACGCUGAAGAGUGUGUAUGUGGAAGCAAUCAGUUUGGACAAGUUUAUAUUGGAGGCUGAUGGGCUUGAGUCCUUGCACUUGAAAGAUUGUGCCCUCGAGUUUUUUGAACUCAUUGGGAAGGGGACCUUGAAGCAUUUUAAGAUUGAUGAUGUUAGUGUUAUACAUCUUGAUAUUGGUGAGACAGUUGAGGAUCUUGAGACUGUGGAUAUCAGCAACUUCACAAUUAUAUGGCCAAAGUUUUACCAGAUGAUUUCAAGAUCUUCAAAUUUAAAGAGGCUUCGGCUUUGGGAUGUGAUGUUUGAUGAUGAGGAUGAGGUUGUGGAUUUGGAAACAAUUGCGACUUGCUUUCCCACCUUGAGCCAUUUAUCUCUGAGUUAUGAUGUGAGAGAUGGAGUGCUUCACUAUGGUUUACAAGGCUCUGCCUAUCUGGAGAAUGUUGCUGUCUUGGAGCUUGGCUGGACUGUGAUAAAUGAUCUUUUCUCCCACUGGGUUGAGGGGCUGCUUAAGCGAUGUCCCAAUCUCAAGAAGUUGGUGAUUCAUGGGAUUGUUUCUGAGGCUAAGUCUCAUGAAGAAUGCCAGAUGUUAGCCAAUUUCACCACAUCCAUGGUUGAGCUGAUGAGGAGAUACACACAUGUAGAUCCAUAUUUCAAGUAUGAAUAGGAUUUCGUCAAACACCUUGUUAUAGCUCCAGCCUUCUUUCAAAUCUAAUUGUGUAGGCUCAUUUUUUAAAUACCUUGUUAUAGCUCAAGCUUUCUUUUAAAUCUAAUUGUGUAGGCUCAUUUUCAGGUAACUUAUUGAACUCGGUUUAUGCACAACUUUUAACUCAUUGUUUGGAAUCUUCA